AUGCAGGCCUAUCUUCAGUACCGCCGCAUUGGCCAUGCCGUGCGCCAACAGCUCGAAGAUUUCCCGGAGUUUGCCCGACCAGGCGUCGCCAAAGAUGACCUGCCGGAGGGGAUCCCCAGAGAUGCUCCCAACGCAGUUUCGCGCCGCCGUUCCAGUCCGCUGCUGCCGGGCGUGCAGCUGAAGGACGUAGUCGACAACGAUGGCUCGUCCUCGUCCGUCUUGCUCGUCGACUGGGACGGUGACCAUGAUCCCAUCAAUCCGCGCAACUACAGCCGCGCCACCCGCAUCGGCGCAACCCUGAUGGUGUCCGCGCUGGGUUUCGCCGUGGGUGCGGCCUCGUCCAUCGAAUCUGGCGUGCUUCCCCAGAACGCAGCAGCCUUUAACAUCAGCGAUGUCGUCGCAUCGCUCGCAACGGGCAUGUAUCUGCUUGGCUUCGCAGCAGGCUCGCUCGUCUCUGGACCUCUGUCCGAAAUUCUAGGCCGCAAUGCCGUCUACACCGGCUCCCUCACGCUAUUCAUGAUCUUCGUCAUGGCCUCAGGACUGGCCCCCAAUAUCGGCGCACAGCUCGCUUUCCGCUUCCUGGCUGGCAUCUUCGGCUGUCCACCAUUAACCUGCGCCGGCGGCACCAUCGCCGACCUCUGGAACCCCCUGGAGAAAACCCUCUUCUUCCCUCUCUACGCCAUCCUCUCCUUCGGCGGGCCCGUCCUCGGCCCUGUCAUCGCCUCCUACAUGGGCGAAGGCACCCUUUCCUGGCGCUGGACCAACUGGAUCAUCCUCAUUCUGGCAGGCUUCAUCCUGGCUCUGAUCCUCCUGCUGCAGCCCGAGACCUACGGCCCCCUACUCCUGAAAUGGAAGGCGCACCAUCUCCGCCAGCAAACGGGCGACAAUCGCUACCGCUCAUCAAUGGAUCUGCAGGAGACGGCGCUGUUCUCUCGCAUCGGAACCGCCUGCAUGCGACAAUUCGCCCUGACCAUCCACGAACCCAUCAUCCUGCUAAUCUCCCUCUACAUGACCGUCAUCUACAUCGUACUCUUCACUUUCUUCGACGGAUACACGUAUAUUUUAGCGACGUGCACGGCCUCUCCAAGGCCUGACCACAUCGUCUGGGUCGCCAUGUACGUCGGCAUUUCAAUGGCCGGACUCUUCGUCCCCGUCGUGUACCAACACAAGCACGUCGCUCGUCCCGAGAACCGUCUCUGGUUCGCCAUGCUCGGUGCCCCCGCCAUUCCCAUUGGGUUAUUCUGGAUGGGAUGGACUGACUACAGCUCAAUUUCAAUCUGGUCCCCCAUCAUCGCAUCCACCGUCUUCGGCUUCGGCACCAUCUGCGUCUUCAUCUCCUCGUACAUGUACGUCAUCGACGCAUACGACAUCUACGCCGCCUCUGCGCUGGGCUUCAUGACGGUAUCGCGCUACUGUGCGGCAGGCGGGAUGACGGUCGUGGGGAUCCCGUUUUAUAGUAAUAUGGGGGUGCAUUGGACGUUGACGAUCUUGGGGGCGAUUAGUGCGUUGAUGACUCCUGUGCCGUAUGUGUUUUAUCGCUAUGGAGUGGUGAUUCGGGGGUGGAGUCGGUAUGCGGUUUAG
This is a messenger RNA of Aspergillus niger, 1581 nucleotides long. RefSeq lists its product as uncharacterized. The record is from RefSeq and is a predicted model, not a curated record. NCBI's taxonomy places the organism in Eukaryota, Fungi, Ascomycota, Eurotiomycetes, Eurotiales, Aspergillaceae. Gene Ontology annotation, biological process: transmembrane transport. The coding region runs from base 1 to 1581 and encodes 526 amino acids. The transcript has 3 exons. Gene Ontology annotation, molecular function: transmembrane transporter activity.